This is a messenger RNA of Sitophilus oryzae (rice weevil), 1899 nucleotides long. RefSeq names its product eukaryotic translation initiation factor 3 subunit D (gene eIF3d1). Gene Ontology annotation, molecular function: translation initiation factor activity. NCBI's taxonomy places the organism in Eukaryota, Metazoa, Arthropoda, Insecta, Coleoptera, Curculionidae. Gene Ontology annotation, cellular component: eukaryotic translation initiation factor 3 complex; cytoplasm. The record is from RefSeq and is a predicted model, not a curated record. The transcript has 10 exons. Bases 145 to 1830 code for a protein of 561 amino acids. Gene Ontology annotation, biological process: translational initiation.
AAGUGUCAAGUCAAUAGUCAAUUGUCAAUGUCAGUUCGUUUCUGAUUUUGAUUUUAGAUUUUAGUUGCGGUGUGGUUAUUUCGAAUAAAUUAUUAAUUAAAGGUUUACCAUAUUGUAGCCUGAUUUUACAGUUUUAUAUUUCAAAUGACCAUGACGGAUAAUCAGUCUGCAAGCGAACCGUUGCAUUUUGUUGCCCCUGUUAUUCAGGACAAUCCAACUGGAUGGGGGCCAUGUGAACUGCCGGAUCAGUUUAAAGACAUGCCAUAUCAACCUUUCAGUAAAGGAGACCGAUUAGGGAAAAUUAGUGACUGGACGGGAGCAGCUUUUCAAGAUAAAAAAUAUGCAAACAAAUAUGCUUCCCAGUUCGGUUCUGGUAGCCAGUAUGCUUACUAUCAUGAUGAGGAUGAAAGUACAUUUCACCUUGUUGAUACAACUCGUGUACAAAAGCCUCCAUACCAACGUGGACGAUUCCGUGCCAACCAAAGGAAUCUUAGAGGACGCGGGGGUCGUAGUAAUGUUCAAGGUGGCGGUAUGCAAUCGUUAGGUAAAGGGCUUAAAACAAGGGAUACUUACAAGAAGAGCCAAGUUAGGAAAUGGCAAGGAAGACCUCAAAUUAAAAUACGAGAUGCAUCUGUUACUGUUAAACCAGACUGGACUACUAUUGAGGAAAUGGAUUUUCCACGUCUUGGGAAGUUAUCUUUACCAAGCAUCAAAGAAGGAGAGGAUAUUGUAUGUUGUGGAGAAUUGGAAUACUAUGAUAAAUCUUAUGACAGAGUUAAUGUUAAAAAUGAAAAACCAUUGCAAAGUGUUAAUCGUAUUUUCCAUACUGUUACAACAACUGAUGAUCCUAUCAUUCGUAAACUCUCUAAAACUGAGGGUAAUGUCUAUGCUACUGAUGCUAUUUUGGCAACUAUUAUGUGCUGCACUAGAUCAAACUAUUCAUGGGACAUUGUCAUUGAAAAAAUUGGGGAUAAAUUAUUCUUUGAUAAGAGAGACAACACUGAGUUUGAUCUGUUGACUGUAAAUGAAACAUCAGUAGAACCACCACAAGAUGAUGGAAAUUCUCUGAAUUCGCCAAGGAAUUUAGCUUUAGAAGCUACCUUCAUUAAUCAUAACUUCAGCCAGCAGGUCUUAAAAACUGGAGCUAAUGAACCACGCUAUAAAUUCGAUGAGCCUAAUCCUUUUAUUUCUGAAGAGGAAGAAGGCGAAGUAGCAAGUGUUGCUUAUAGAUAUCGCAAAUGGGACUUGGGUGGGGGAAUUGUAUUAGUGGCUCGUUGCGAACAUGAUGCAGUAGUUCAGUCUCCAAGUGGAGAAUUACAGUUCCUUACUAUUAAAGCAUUGAACGAAUGGGAUUCCAAAAUAGCUAAUGGUGUAGAAUGGCGCCAAAAGCUUGACAUUCAAAGAGGUGCAGUUUUAGCUAACGAGCUUAGAAAUAAUGCUUGCAAAUUGGCCAAAUGGACAGUACAAGCGUUACUAGCCGGUAGUGAUCAAAUUAAAUUUGGUUAUGUGAGUCGUUCCCAUGUUAGAGACAGCAACAAGCAUGUUAUACUUGGCACACAGCAAUAUAAACCAGCUGAAUUUGCAACUCAAAUUAAUUUGAAUAUGGAUAAUGCCUGGGGUGUUUUAAGAUGCAUUAUUGAUAUAGUAAUGAAGCAAAAAGAUGGAAAAUACCUAAUUAUGAAAGAUCCAAACAAGUCCAUGAUUCGUCUGUAUGAUAUUCCAGAUAACACCUUUGAAUCUGAUGGAGAAUCGGGAAGUGAUGAUGACACUCCACAAGAUUCUGCAGCAUUUCAGAGUCUAUAUCCUUACAAUAGUAAUACUAAGCGUUAAAAGAAUGUUUGUAUUUUUUAAGGAUUUUAAAAACAUAAAUUACUGAAAUACAAUCACAAUUUUCAUUCA